AUGAGUUACGAAAAGUUUCGUCGUACUGGUGAAUUAUCUAACAUAACGGUGGUUGUCAAUUCAACGGAAUUUAAACUUCACACAUUUCCAUUGUUUACUAAAAGUGAUUAUUUUAAAAAAGCUGUUGCAUCGUCAAGUUCGCAACCUUAUGUUGUUCAAUUAAAUGAUUUUCCAGGCGGUGUUGAUGUUUUCAAUCAACUCGCCGAUUAUUUUUAUUCCAUUCCGAUUUCCAUCGAUCAUAAAAACAUCGUUCCACUGCGCGCAGCGGCCUGUUUCGUUGAAUGUGAGACAUUGGGUGCAUUGCUUGACGAACGUUUCGAUAAAAUACUUUCCGUUGCACGAAUUAAAUACGAUCUAGGAAUUCCAUUAGUCUUACUCGAACAAUGCAUCGGCCAAUGUCAACAAUGGGCGAAACAAGCCCAUAUUGUCGACAAAUGUCUACAAGCGAUCUAUGAAUCGUUAUCAUUCGGAGCUGGUUCACAAUUAACUAAAUCAGAUCGAGAAAUUAUCAGUCGUUUACCGCUUGAAUGGAUCAUUGAAUUGAUUAAAUUAUGUCCAGGUGACAAUAAGAGUGCAGUUCUUCCAUUUGCAAAACAUUAUAUCAAUGCGAAUGUUUUGGAUCAAGCUUCAACUCAGAAUCAUCCACCAUCUUCCACAACAAUGACUGCCGCAACACCAGCAGCAGAAACAACAACAACAACAACAGCAACAACUGACCAAGCAAGCGAACAUCAAAGUGCAUUCACACCAGUUGCACGAAAGGAAGAUGUACCAAGUAAAACUGCCGACGAAAAACGAGCAAUACUCGAUCAAAUUGUCAAAGAAUUAGGUAAUGCCUUAGAACAAUUACCAUUAUCAUGGCAUAAUUCGGUUUAUGAAAAAGCUGUUGAAUUGAAAUGUGAAUGUGAACCGAUAUUAUCAUCGUUCAUUACUCAAUCAUUUUUAAAUUCAUCCGACAUCGAAGAUAAUAUGGAAAAUAUAUCCGAUGAUGUUAUGACAAGAUUGCUGGAACGCGUUAGUAAACAUAAAGACGAACACACAAAAGAUCCACAAUUAUUAGCGAAAUUAUCAAUAUUGAUCGAUUCGUACGUUGAACAACUUCGUCAACGUGGAACGUUGACCAGCGAACAAUUUGUCAAAUUAGCAACGUGUAUACCAAAAGAUCAGCGUACUUCACAUGACAGUCUUCUCCUUGCACUUGAUGAUAUUCUGAAAAAUGAAAAAUCGACACAAAUGAGUAAUGCAGAACGAGAAGAAUUACUUAAUCAAAUAGAUUUUUCACGUGUAACGGAAGAAACCAUUGCUGCAUGUAAAAAUAAUCAACUGAUUCCUCAACAAGUUAUCACUGAAGCAGCACUAUCACUUUGCGCCAAAUUAAGAAAUCAACUGGAAGAAGCUCAAACACGUUUAAGAUCAGCUGAACAUGAAUUAGCAAGAACUCGACCAUCCUAUACCAGUUCUAGUUAUCGAACACGUACCUAUGAUGUUUCGUCACGUCUUCCCACUCGCACUCGUACUGCCUAUACUAGUAGUUAUGAAUUGCCGCUAAGCACUUCUCUUUAUAGUACAAAAUAUGAUAGCGAUAGUGACAUAGAACAUGUCCUACCGUCGAGAUACAUUGCAUCGACGAAUUUAACUGGUCGAUAUGGAAUCUACUCAAGUUAUCGCUAUUGA
This is a messenger RNA of Adineta ricciae, 1674 nucleotides long. The record is from the annotation of a GenBank genome assembly. Lineage: Eukaryota; Metazoa; Rotifera; Eurotatoria; Adinetida; Adinetidae.